This is a messenger RNA of Photinus pyralis (common eastern firefly), 788 nucleotides long. RefSeq lists its product as uncharacterized. The transcript has 2 exons. The record is from RefSeq and is a predicted model, not a curated record. Lineage: Eukaryota; Metazoa; Arthropoda; Insecta; Coleoptera; Lampyridae. Bases 1 to 678 code for a protein of 225 amino acids.
AUGGUUCAAUCUAAACAUUUCGGUUUUGAUAUCAAACAAUUAGUUUUGGGUAAGGAAUGUUCGGAAAAAUUGCGGAAAUUAAGACCAUUAGUUCAAGAUGGAUUACUUAGGGUGGGGGGUAGAUUGGGUCGGGCCCAAAUAACCUUUGAUCAAAAGCAUCCCCUAAUUUUGCCAGCUAAAGAGCCAUUAGUUGAUAGAUUAGUGGAUUAUUAUCACCAGACUAAUCUGCAUACGGGGCCUCACUUACUGGAGGCUAUCAUUAGACAAAAAUAUUGGAUAAUAGCGGGUCGGAAUCUCAUUAGAAGUCGGGUACAUGCGUGCAAUCACUGUUUUAGGCGUAAACCACUUGCAAAACCUCCGAUAAUGGCGGACUUACCAUCCUGUCGGGUACAGCCAGCUAAAGCGUUCCUGCAUACGGGAGUAGAUUAUUUCGGGCCUAUCAAUAUUACUUUAGGUAGGAGGCGAGGAACGUCGAUGUAUAAGGCUUACGUAUGUUUAUUUGUGUGCAUGAGCAUAAAGGCUGUACAUAUGGAACUGAGGUCCUUGUGGGGUUCUCUAUUCGGAUCAGGGAACCAAUUUUAUCGGAGCCAAGCGGGUACUUUCGGAUCUAUACAUGUUUUUAAAUUCUCGGGAGUAUACCGAUACGCUGAUGGCGGAAUUAUCCACCCAGGGCGUUGAAUGGAAGUUUAACCCUCCCUCGGCACCACAUAUGGGUGGUAUAUGGGAGAGUCAGGUUAAAUCAGCCAAAAGUCAUAUCUACAGAGUUAUCGGUGAUCAAUUGUUAACAU